Paralichthys olivaceus (Japanese flounder) is the source of this 595-nucleotide messenger RNA. The record is from RefSeq and is a predicted model, not a curated record. Lineage: Eukaryota; Metazoa; Chordata; Actinopteri; Pleuronectiformes; Paralichthyidae.
UUCACCUUGACAGUGACGGUCGGUCCUGAGGCUCGAGGACAAACGGUGAACGGGCGCCGGGCGCGAGCAUGGCAGCAGAAGAUGCUCAGUAACGGAGACAGCGACAGGAAGCAACCGAAGAGCUGCUCCGGGAGCGGGAGCGGCUCGGUCCAUGUCCCGGCCAUGGAGAGGGCUCGGCCGGUGACGGUGACCGUGUCCGCGGUGAGCCUCGCGCUCAGCGUCCUGUCGCUGCUGCUGCUGGUCACCGCCAUCUCCACCGACCACUGGUACGAGACCGACACCCGCAGACACAAGGACAACUGCGACCGACACGGAUCCGACUCCAACGACCAGAAGAACCGGGAGAUGCCCAUCUACCACCUCCCGCUGGUGGACACCGGGAGCGGCGUGGCCCGGCAGCGGGACGUGGCGCUGAUGAAGCCCGUGCAUGUGGGCAGCAGAGAGGAGGAGCUGCUGGAGAACUGGAGGGCGAUCCUGGGGAUGGGCAUCCUGGAGACGGAGUGCGGGAGGCCGCUGUUCUCCACUCACUCCGGCCUCUGGAGGAAGUGCUACUUCAAGGGCCUGGACCCGGACAUCGACAAGCUCAUCGACCGGG